GUCUUAUUGAGGAAAAUAAUCAAGUUACCACUCACACCCCAAAGGCUAACAAAUGAUUGGCACACCAGUGGAUCAGAUGAAGAUCGCUGAGAUCAAGUCUGAGCUAUCAACUUUAUAUGGAAUCAAGGACUUCUCCGAGUGUUUAGAGGUUGAUGACUUGCGGAAAAGGCUUUGUUCUGUGCGCGAUAAGUCCCCCAUCACGCAUGGACUACAGUACGGACCCCUUCUUCGCGUUGGUAACACGGCGAACCCUACCGGACUGGUAACUCUCUUGCACGGCCUCGGUGAUUCCGCGAACGGCUGGGAGGACGCCGCUCGCGAGCUCGCCAGCCGUCUGCCUAAUCUCCUUUUUCUGCUUCCCACUGCCCCCUUGCGGCGGGUGACGAUAAACGGCGGGAUGCUCGGAACGGCGUGGUAUGAUAUUCUUAGCGAUAUCGGCGUCGCCCACGCACCCCACCGACAGGAUGCAGAUGGUGUGCUCAAGUCGGCGGAUUACCUGCGUAGCCUCGCCCAUGUGUCGGCGAAGCAGUUUAAGAUCCCUGCGCAGCGUGUUGUGUAUGCUGGAUUUUCACAGGGUGCGGCAAUUUCGCUGGUUGCGGGGCUUAUCGGGCACUUUGCGGCGGCGGGGGUAGUCUGCAUGUCGGGGUACCUCCCCGCCUCGGAGGAGGUGCUGCCGCUGAUUCGGAAUCGCGAGGUGCCGAUUGCCUUAUUCCACGGCUUGGUGGAUCCGAUCGUCCCGUUCGAUGCGGCCAGGAAAACGAAGGAAGUGCUGCAGUCCAAGGGAGGGGUAGUUUCUUCGAUUGAUUUAUUUGAGUAUAAUAUGCCACACUCAGUGCUUCCUGAGGAGCUUGAUGAGGUUGAAAGGUUUAUCGCACGUGUUCUAUCGUAA
Phytomonas sp. EM1 is the source of this 889-nucleotide messenger RNA. The record is from the annotation of a GenBank genome assembly. NCBI's taxonomy places the organism in Eukaryota, Euglenozoa, Kinetoplastea, Trypanosomatida, Trypanosomatidae.